GGAAUAUGGACUGGAAUGUUAGGAGGCACCAUUGUGCAAACUAUAGUCUUAUUGUGGGCAACUAUUUGCACAAAUUGGGAAAAAGAGGUGGAGAAAGCUCAGAGCCGUAUGGAUACUUGGGAUCAAAUUAAGGAGCCGCUUUUGAAGGAGUGA
Dovyalis caffra is the source of this 153-nucleotide messenger RNA. Lineage: Eukaryota; Viridiplantae; Streptophyta; Magnoliopsida; Malpighiales; Salicaceae. The record is from the annotation of a GenBank genome assembly.